CUUCACACUAGUUAUAAAUAAUAUGCCAUCCUCUCCCAGCUGCAACCGACCAACACCACACUGCUUGCUAUUAAGGAAUGGACCCUCUUCUCACCGUUCCACCGUCACCCCACUCUUAGAACAAUAAUUUCACUUUCCCUCUUCCUGCACUUCCUUCCCACUAAACCAUGGAAACCACCUCGUUUUCCAUCUUACUCUUCUUCCUUCUCUUCGCCUCUUCCACUUUAUCUUCUCACGCCACUGUCUCCUACGACAGAAAGGCCAUUCUCAUUAAUGGGCAAAGGAGAAUCCUCUUCUCCGGCUCCAUACAUUACCCCAGAAGCACCCCUGAUAUGUGGGAAGAUCUGAUUUUUAAGGCCAAAGAGGGAGGGCUUGAUGUGGUUGAAACCUACGUCUUCUGGAAUGUUCACGAGCCUUCUCCUGGCAAUUACAAUUUCGAAGGGAGGUAUGAUCUGGUGAGAUUCGUGAAGAUUAUACAAAAAGCAGGGCUUUACGCUCAUCUCCGCAUUGGACCUUAUGUCUGUGCAGAAUGGAAUUUCGGAGGAUUUCCUGUUUGGCUUAAGUAUGUUCCGGGGAUAAGCUUUAGAACAGACAAUGAACCUUUCAAGAGGGCGAUGCAAGGAUUCACUGAGAAGAUCGUGGGAAUGAUGAAGAGUGAGCAGCUAUUUGAGUCUCAGGGGGGCCCCAUUAUACUCUCUCAGAUUGAGAAUGAGUAUGGGGCACAGAGUAAGUUGCAAGGGGCUGCUGGUCAAAACUAUGUGAAUUGGGCUGCAAAAAUGGCUGUGGAGAUGGGAACUGGAGUUCCUUGGGUGAUGUGCAAGGAAGAUGAUGCGCCAGAUCCAGUGAUAAACACGUGUAAUGGCUUCUAUUGUGAUAAGUUUACUCCAAACAGACCUUAUAAGCCUCUGAUUUGGACAGAGGCAUGGAGUGGCUGGUUUACAGAAUUUGGAGGUCCAAUCCACCAAAGGCCUGUCCAGGAUUUGGCAUUUGCAGCUGCUCGAUUUAUAAUAAGAGGAGGGUCCUUUGUUAACUACUACAUGUAUCAUGGAGGAACCAAUUUUGGACGAACAGCUGGAGGCCCUUUCAUCGCUACCAGCUAUGACUAUGAUGCUCCAUUGGAUGAAUAUGGUUUGAUUAGGCAACCAAAAUAUGGUCAUCUAAAAGAGCUUCAUAGGGCCAUCAAGAUGUGUGAGCGAGCUUUGGUUUCGACUGACCCCAUUGUUACUUCAUUAGGGGAAUCCCAACAGGCACAUGUAUACACUACGGAAACUGGAGAGUGUGCUGCUUUUCUCUCAAACUAUGAUUCAAAAUCCUCUGUUAGAGUGAUGUUCAAUAAUAUGCACUAUAGCUUGCCUCCUUGGUCCGUCAGCAUCCUCCCAGAUUGUAGAAAUGUUGUCUUCAAUACAGCAAAAGUUGGAGUGCAAACAUCUCAGAUGCAAAUGUUGCCGACAAAUACUCAAAUGUUUUCAUGGGAAAGUUUUGAUGAAGAUAUUUAUUCUGUAGAAGACAGCUCAGCAAUCACUGCUCCAGGUCUCCUGGAACAGAUAAACGUAACAAAGGAUGAAAGUGAUUAUCUUUGGUAUAUAACUAGCGUUGAUAUAGGUUCAUCCGAAUCCUUUCUACAUGGAGGUGAGCUACCCACUCUCCUUGUUCAGUCUACAGGCCAUGCUGUGCAUGUUUUCAUCAACGGUCAACUUUCUGGUUCUGCCUUUGGAACGAGGGAAUAUAGAAGAUUCACAUACACCGGCAAGGUAAACCUUCGUGCUGGAACAAACAGAAUAGCUCUGCUCAGUGUUGCCAUUGGACUUCCCAAUGUAGGACAACAUUUUGAGUCAUGGAGCACCGGAAUCCUAGGUCCAGUUGCACUCCAUGGACUUGAUCAGGGAAAAUGGGACUUGUCAGGGCAGAAAUGGACUUAUCAGGUUGGGUUGAAAGGAGAGUCCAUGGAUCUUGCUUCUCCGAAUGGUAUCUCUACUGUUGCGUGGAUGCAGUCAGCAAUAGUUGUACAAAGAAACCAGCCAUUGACAUGGCACAGGACUUCUUUUGAUGCUCCCGAAGGAGACGAACCAUUGGCAUUGGACAUGGAGGGAAUGGGUAAAGGUCAGAUAUGGAUCAAUGGCCAGAGUAUCGGAAGAUACUGGACUGCUUUUGCCACUGGUAAUUGCAAUGACUGUAACUAUGCUGGUUCAUUUAGACCUCCAAAGUGCCAACUUGGUUGUGGCCAACCAACCCAGCGAUGGUACCACGUCCCUCGAUCUUGGUUGAAGCCAACUCAAAAUCUUUUGGUUAUUUUCGAGGAACUCGGGGGAGACCCUUCAAAAAUCUCGCUUGUGAAGAGAUCAGUGAGCAGUGUGUGUGCUGAUGUGUCUGAGUACCACCCAAAUAUUAAGAACUGGCACAUCGAGAGCUAUGGUAAGUCAGAAGAAUUCCGUCCACCGAAGGUUCACUUGCACUGCAGCCCUGGCCAGACCAUCUCUUCCAUUAAAUUUGCCAGCUUUGGUACCCCUUUGGGUACUUGUGGGAACUACGUACAAGGAGCUUGCCAUUCUUCAGCAUCCUAUGCCAUAUUGGAGAAGAGAUGUGUCGGAAAAUCAAGAUGCACAAUCACUGUGUCAAACAGCAACUUCGGGCAAGACCCAUGUCCAAACGUAAUGAAGCGGUUAUCAGUUGAAGCGGUUUGCGGUCCAAGUGAUACAAAUUGGAGGGGUUGAUUGGAGAAGGAAGCACCCUUUUACGUUUAGUGUGCAGUGACAUAAAGGGCAAGGAAAAGGGAUGAACAAUAAUAAAAGCAGAGCAUAGAUAAAGUUAAAGGUAGUUGUGUAGGUGAAGAGUAGGUUCAGUGGCAUAGUGUGAAAGUAGCUCUGAGGCACGUGGUUUAUAAUUUUAUUUGGUGGGGUUAACGGGGCUUGUAAAAUUUUUUCAUAGUUAGAUAGGUGAAUGUGAAACGAAUGGUCUGAAAUUUGGACCCUUCAUGUGUGAAUUUAGAGUGUACCGGUCCCCGGCCUUUUAACCGGAUAUGGGCACUGGGAAGCGAGGCAUUUAUGUGGGUGUGAUUUGUGUUUCCUUUUUGUAACUUUGUAUUAAAUUAAUGAGUUAAUGCGGUGAGUCAUGCCACAAACCAGGUUCAACGUGGGAGUGGAUCCUACUUUAACCAUUGUCUGAUGAGAUUAUAGAAGUUCAAUAUUUAUAAAACCUUUGUUUUCAUUUUA
This is a messenger RNA of Vigna unguiculata (cowpea), 3209 nucleotides long. RefSeq names its product beta-galactosidase 3-like. Gene Ontology annotation, molecular function: hydrolase activity, hydrolyzing O-glycosyl compounds; carbohydrate binding. NCBI's taxonomy places the organism in Eukaryota, Viridiplantae, Streptophyta, Magnoliopsida, Fabales, Fabaceae. Gene Ontology annotation, biological process: carbohydrate metabolic process. The record is from RefSeq and is a predicted model, not a curated record.